GCAGAAGAGUGGAUAGGAGGGAUUGGAAUCGGAAUUGCAGGAUGGUGAGAGUGGCAACGUACUUCGCGAUGACGCUCGGUGCUUUCGUCUUCUGGCAAUCCAUGGACAAGAUUCAUGUCUGGAUCGCUCUUCAUCAGGACGAGAAGAGAGAAAGGAUGGAGAAGGAAGCAGAGAUCAGAAGGGUCAGAGAAGAGCUGUUGCGGCAACAGGCCAAUCAGAAGGAUUCUCUUUCUUAAAUUUGAAUAUGUUGUAAUUUUGCUUUUCCAGUGCAAUGUUAUGUGUUC
Molecule: messenger RNA, 284 nt
Organism: Abrus precatorius (Indian licorice)
Lineage: Eukaryota; Viridiplantae; Streptophyta; Magnoliopsida; Fabales; Fabaceae
Exons: 2
Coding region: 42-236 (64 amino acids)
Source: RefSeq, a predicted model, not a curated record